AUGUCAAGCCAGAAAACAAUUGGUGUAAUGGUUUUAUGCAUGAUAAUGACAACAUUACAUGCAAGUGAAAUCGAUGACGUAACAUGUUCAGAGGCAAUUUCAUCUAUGUUGCCAUGUCUACCUUUUCUAGAGGGUUCUCUUCCACCAACACCAUCUGCUGACUGUUGCACUGGAGCUACUAAUUUGUUCAAUAAGGCAAACACAACUCCUGUUAAGAGAAGUGUUUGCCAAUGUCUUAAAGAUGCUUCAACUAAAUUUGCAUAUAAAUCAGAUAGGGCUGCUCACCUUCCUCAACUUUGUCACAUUCAAUUGUCAUUUCCAAUUAGCGCUUCAACUGAUUGUAGCAAGAUUCAAUGA
Vicia faba (fava bean) is the source of this 357-nucleotide messenger RNA. The record is from the annotation of a GenBank genome assembly. Lineage: Eukaryota; Viridiplantae; Streptophyta; Magnoliopsida; Fabales; Fabaceae.